Molecule: messenger RNA, 1481 nt
Organism: Aphidius gifuensis
Lineage: Eukaryota; Metazoa; Arthropoda; Insecta; Hymenoptera; Braconidae
Exons: 5
Coding region: 362-1459 (365 amino acids)
Molecular function (GO): oxidoreductase activity
Source: RefSeq, a predicted model, not a curated record
UAAUCAAUGCUAAAAAAGUGAUAAAAAAAAAAAAAUUGUGAUGGUGAUGGUGAUGGAACAUGUGACUUGAUAAUUUAUAUAUUUAUUUUGACAAUUUUACUAUUGUAAAUGCGCCCCUCUUUAAAAUCAUCAUCGUCAUAUUGAAAGACUUUUUAAUGAAAAACUUGGGGGAAGAUUAAUACACCAAGGAUUUCUUGGUGAUUCUCAUUAUUUCAAGAGUCUUUAUUUUUGAAAUAAUAUAAAUAUACGUGAAUCUACUGGAGACCCUCAAUUCAUCUUUUGACUUCUUGUGAUCAUCAAAAGACCAAAGUCUAUUAUUUUGUAAAUUUUUUAAUUUUUUUUAAAUUAUAAAUUCAUCAUAAUGGAGAAAACCGAUUUAAAUAAUAAUAAUAAUAAUGAUGGUGAUGCUGAUGGUGUUGAUAGAAUUGAAGCAAAAUUUAAAUUAAUGCUGGAAGAAGGACCAAAUAUAUUUGCUGAUUUUGAAGAACCAAAUAUGAAAGUACCAGAUUAUUUUGAUCCAGUUAAAUUUCGUCGUGGACAGAAAGUUUUUGAGAAUAAUAUAUUUACAAUGAUGAUUGCUAAGUUAUCUGGGCUACUUAUGCUUCUUGCUGUUCCAUCAAUUGUUGAUAUUAUUAAAUUUACUAAACAAAGUGGUACACCAUGUACUGCAUUUCGUCGUUAUGCUGCAACUAUUUUACACACGUGUAUUUGGUAUAAUAAAUCACCAAAUCAAGAUCUUGAAUUUUUCGAGUCAUUGAAAAAUGUCAGAAGAAAACACUGCGUUGCAUCAAAAAAAUCCCAUGAAGCUGGAAUUGGUAGAAUAAAUCAGCUGGACAUGGCAUUAACACAAUUUGGAUUUAUCGGUUUCACUUUACUCUGUGGUAAAACACUUGGUAUUGUAUUGAGUGAUGAUGAUCUUGAUGGUCUGCUCCAUUUUUGGCGUGUAAUUGCAAAAAUGUUGGGAACAGAAGAAAGAUUUAAUUUAUGCAAUGGAACAAUUGAUGAAACAAAAUCAUUAUGUAAAAAGCUACUUGAAGAUGUAUUUGUGCCACAUCUUGCCAAGCGAAAAAAUCGUCAAGAUUUUCAGGAGAUGAGCAAAGCCAUGCUUGAGGGUAUAUGGUGUAUAAAUCCAUUCAUCAAUAAUCAUGCCUAUCAAGCAUUUACAUAUCAAUUUUUAAUAUCAUCUGUUUUGAAAAAUUAUAAAAAUAAAAAUAACUAUCGUCAUCUUGAAAUUGAUGGACCACUUUCACGUGCUGGUAAAAUAUUAUUAAAUUUACAAAUAUUUGUUCAUACAAAAUUAUUACAAAGUCGUUAUUGGUGGUCACAUUUGUUCAGAGCAUUUUUCAAUUUAACAAUGAGAUCAAGUAUUUAUUUAACUGAAAAUUCACCGUACUUGGCUUGGUGGUUUUAUGGAAAAAAAAAAUCACAAUUUAAUAUUUACAAGUAUCAUUUUGAGUAGAAAUAUUUAUCAAUUAACAAAG